Messenger RNA from Falco peregrinus (peregrine falcon), 3788 nucleotides. RefSeq names its product protein phosphatase with EF-hand domain 1 (gene PPEF1). Gene Ontology annotation, biological process: detection of stimulus involved in sensory perception. NCBI's taxonomy places the organism in Eukaryota, Metazoa, Chordata, Aves, Falconiformes, Falconidae. Gene Ontology annotation, molecular function: protein serine/threonine phosphatase activity; calcium ion binding; iron ion binding. Bases 642 to 2660 code for a protein of 672 amino acids. The record is from RefSeq and is a predicted model, not a curated record. The transcript has 17 exons. Gene Ontology annotation, cellular component: nucleus; cytosol.
GUUUUUUCCUGCUGUGCUAGAUCUGCUAAAAUGCAGAUCAUUGCCUCAACGCAGCAGAAAGACCGUUCCUCUUGAAAGAGAUCAUGUGACUCCAGAUGCGAAGCAGAUAACUUCAGCCCAUCCCUUUCUCUGCCUGAGAUUCAGGAUGCAUGGUGACAAACCAGCUCUUCAACAGCACGCACACAGUGCAGCUGGAGGGCUGCAGCCAUGAACUUUCACAUCAGGCUGGACAAUGAAUACGGUGUUUUCCCCUGACUGUUUCUGAAGAGCAGCGCUCAAGAAAUUUCCUCUCGGGAAGCUGUAUAAAUAGGUGGAGGGCAAGUGCAUUGCAGCUCCUGAGCUCCAGAGCCCCAGAGCGAAUCGGAGCACCUGUUCCGCAGAGCUGUGCCCCUCAUUGUGCAGUUCUGCUUCCAAAAAGGGGCUGCUUUCUCUUAACAAAAGAAUCUUCUAAAGGUACUCUUGUAGAAAAAAUCCCGAUAUUGCUGAAGCAGAAAGAAAAAAACAGUCCGCUCAUUGGGAGUGCUAGGAGGUGCCCAGGAGCCCCGAGGGGUGUAAUCCUCAUCACAGAAGGAGCAGACAGGAAAGUGUGUAAUGCAAACAGCUGACAGAAACAUGCUUCGUAUCAGCAGCAAUUAAAACUGAUGGGCAGCACCAUUGGAACCAUGGGGUGCAGCAGUUCUGUAGCUGACAGAAGGUCAGAGAAAGCCAUUAGAGCUGCUAUCCUCAUCCAGAAUUGGUACCGCUUCACGAUGGCCCGGCUAGAAAUGAGGCGCCGCUAUUCUCUGAAUAUCUUUCAGUCAAUCGAAUAUGCUGAUGAGCAAGAUCAACUACAGCUAUCCAACUUCUUUACAUUCAUGCUGGAUCACUGUACUCAACCUGAUUCAGUUUCUCACAUUUUCACCAGCCCUGGUGUUUCUCAGAUGUUGGAUGAAGGCUUAUGUUUAACAGAAUUUGAAAAGAAGAUUGAUGUUCCAGACUCCUAUUAUGGACCACGACUCUCAUUCCCCCUUACUGUUAAAGAUGCCAAUGCUCUUCUUCAUGCUUUCAGGAAUGAACAGCUGCUUCAUGCCCGCUAUGUACUGCAGCUACUAUGUGAAACCAGGAGGGUUCUCAAGGAGAUGCCAAAUAUCACCCAUCUUUCAACUUCUUACUCCAAGGAGAUAACUAUCUGUGGAGAUUUGCAUGGAAACCUGGAUGAUCUUUUGCUGAUAUUCUAUAAGAAUGGUCUGCCUUCAGAACAAAACCGUUAUGUCUUUAAUGGGGAUUUUGUUGACAGAGGGAAAAACUCUAUGGAAAUACUUAUAAUCCUCUUCGCAUUUCUUCUUAUCUACCCCAAUGAUUUACACUUAAAUAGAGGAAACCAUGAAGACUACAUCAUGAACCUGAGAUACGGCUUCACAAAAGAAGUUUCGAAGAAGUACAAGGACCACGGGAAACAGAUUUUGUGUCUUCUGCAAGAUGUCUUUAGCUGGCUUCCCCUUGCCACUAUAAUUGAUAGCAAAGUUCUUAUCCUACACGGAGGGAUUUCAGACACCACAGAUUUGGAUUUCCUGAAUGCACUCAAGAGAAAUAAGUUGAAGUCUUUGAUGCGGCCACCGAAUUCAGUGAGAGACACACAGCACCAAGGGAAGGAGAGAAUUCCCACAACCAGACCCAGUAAACAUAUUGCCAACCAGAAUGUUGCAGGGAAAACACAACACAUCUCUUCAUCAGGCUCCACUGAGCCUUCAGGCUCACAUUUGCCACCAGACCCUGCCCUGAAGGAAUGGAAACAAAUCCUUGACAUUCUCUGGAGUGAUCCAAGAAGCCAAAAUGGCUGUACACCAAAUAAGUGUCGAGGGGGAGGUUGUUACUUUGGUCCUGAUGUCACUGCCAAGCUGUUUGAAAAGUAUAACCUGAAGAUGCUCAUCAGAUCUCAUGAAUUUAAGCCAGAAGGUUAUGAGAUCAGUCACAAUGGGAAGGUUAUUACUAUAUUUUCUGCCUCUAACUAUUACGAAGAGGGGAGCAACCGGGGAGCAUAUAUCAAACUGAAUCCUGAACUGAUUCCUCGGUUUGUACAGUAUCAAGUCAGCAAGUACACACGCAGGCAGAAUCUUCGGGAGAGGGUGGGUACAAUUGAAUCAUCUGCCUUAAAGUCCUUACGAGAGAAGAUUUAUGCUCACAGAUCUGAACUCACUAGUGCUUUUGCACAGUAUGACCUCAAAGGCACAGGCAGGAUUUCUGUCAACAACUGGGCUGAAGCCAUGGAGUCUGUCCUACAGCUGGAACUGCCCUGGAGGAUGCUGCAGUCUCAGCUAGCACAGAUGAACCCAGAUGGAGAAAUUGACUUCAUGUCAUGCUUUUACGAUUUGAAAAUAGGCCAACCUAUAAAAGAGACCCAGGUUCAGCCAGCUUUGGUGGAAACACUGUGCAGAUACAGAAAGGAUCUGGAGAUCAUCUUUAAUGUCAUCGACAAAGAUCACUCAGGUCUGAUUUCUCUUGAGGAGUUCAGCCAGACAUGGAAACUCUUCACUUCUCACCUGGGCAUUGAUGCAGAUGAUGAAUCCAUUGACAAGUUAGUCCUCAGCAUAGACUACAACAAAGAUGGCCACAUCGACUUCAAUGAAUUUUUAGAGGCCUUUCAUGUGGUUCAUAGACUAGAGAAAAAGGCAAACUCAUGAAAGGGCAGAACGUCUUCUGGGCUGUUUGGGAAGCUCACCUUGCUGUCAUUUGUCGUAAGCGGUCUGGGAAACCCAUUUCCAGACUGACAACAAAUGGUAAGCACUGUGGUCACCGUGUAAGCCUUUCUUUAGUCCCUUCUGGGUGAUAUAUACCUGCUAGUAAUGAGACAGGAGAGAUGAAAACCCAGUACUUAAGAGUACUGCCACAUCAGUGCAUCACAAAUUACUCCCCCUCCUGUGCUGGCAUCUCCCCCAUCAAUCUCACCUGUGAACACUGCCGAGGUCACACCUACAACCAGGAGAAAUGUUGGUACAUUUCUUUCAGCAGCCUUAGCGACAGCUGAGAAAUAGCACUGGUGGCUACAAGGAACAUAUCAGACCCUCCCUGGCAACGUUAACAGGCAGGACAGAGGCCGGCGAGGGGCUAGCCAGCUCAGGAGAGGGAAACGGGGAAGAAGAACCAUCUAGUUCAAAUGGGUAGUUCUGCAUUUAAUCUUGCUCUUUGCAUGAUGCAGCGGAAAUAAAACAUUCCGGGUCACUGUAUCCUCCUUGAAGUUUACAGACACAGCUUAAAGGAGCUUAGUUGAAAAGCAUUCACACUUGCACUAGAUUUCCUCUUGCCACUGGCUACUUUUCCCUACAUUUGUUGGGGUUUGGAGUUAGGACUGUUUCUUAGCUCGUCACCUUAAUAAAGGCUAAACCCAUAGCAUGUUAAUGUAACGGAUGAUAGAUCACAAAAUAAAGCUUUAGCUUUCACAGUAAUGUUUAAGUAUGGUGUCUUCUUGCCUGUAUUUUGGUAUCCUACACAUAAUCAGAGUACACCACACUUUUCCCGAGAUGAACUGGAUAUCUUUUAAAAAAAAGAGAUGAGUAAGAACACAAAAGGAAACAAACUUUGAUACUACCGAACCUAAAUACUCUUACAUAUAGUUAAGCAUAAAUUCUUUACCAAGUAAACCGAGAAAUUCUGAAACUGAGUUUUUGGAACACAGCAAGAUGGCAGAGUCCAGCGCCCCUGGCCUCCCCCAAGGCUUCAAGCCAAAUGUUGGCUCCUGGCGGGGAGAACAGGGAGACCUGGACCUCAUGCUCUUGCACGCCACACUCCGAGAGUGACACACUGGUAUGAAG